Molecule: messenger RNA, 2297 nt
Organism: Ceratotherium simum simum (southern white rhinoceros)
Lineage: Eukaryota; Metazoa; Chordata; Mammalia; Perissodactyla; Rhinocerotidae
Source: RefSeq, a predicted model, not a curated record
GGAACGGCAGUGAGGGAGUUAAAGGCGAGCAGCCGCUUGCUCCUCUCUCCUCUCUGGAAGAGAAACUCCCCUUAAACGCCCUGCUGCCUGGCCGCCCGCCAGGGCCCAGAGUAUGGGCUGAACACUGGAGGUUGAGGCGUGUGGCCAGCUUUGCCUCUGUAGAAGCACUCCAGGAGGGCCGCAGCCCCGCCGCCACCGCCGUCGGUCCGUACACCCACCGUCUGCCUGGCUGCCUGCUGUUCAUCUGUGAACCUGCCUUCUGUCCAUCCAUCUGUAAUCCCGUCCUGUCCAGUGUCUAACUGACCGUCCGUCUCUUAUUAUCCUCUCUCCAGCUAUCUGGCUUGUCUGCCAAUCCAUUUGUCUGUCUGUCUCUGGCCCCCAUCUAUUUGUCCAUUUGUCCAAUCAUCUGCAAGCCCAUCUGCGCAUCUUCUUGUCCAUUCAUCCACGAAUCUGUCUGUGCAUCUGUCUGCCCACCUGCAUCCCCCCUCCGCCUGGGGCGCAGAGCCAUGGCCCAGAGUCGUGGGACGAUGGUUGGCAUGGUCCUACUGGGGCUGGGGCUGGCCCUGGCCAUCAUUGUGCCUGCCGUGGUCCUUUCUCGCCACCACGCCCACUGUGGGCCCCAGGCCUUUGCCCACGCUGCGGUCGCCGCUGACUCCAAGGUCUGCUCGGACAUUGGGCGAGCCAUCCUCCAGCAGCAUGGCUCAGCCGUGGAUGCCACCAUCGCGGCUCUGGUCUGCACAGGCGUCGUCAACCCGCAGAGCAUGGGCCUGGGCGGAGGGGUCAUCUUCACCAUCUACAGUGCGACCACAGGGAAGGUGGAGGUCAUCAAUGCCCGGGAGACAGUGCCCGCCAGCUACGACCUGCAUCUGCUGGACCAGUGUGAGCGGACCCAGCCCCUGGCCACAGGGGCCCAGUGGAUCGGAGUGCCCGGGGAGCUCCGCGGCUAUGCUGAGGCCCACCGCCGCCACGGCCGCCUGCCCUGGGCGCAGUUGUUCCUGCCCACCAUUGCGCUGCUCCGAAGGGGCUACCGCAUGCCCCCCAUCCUCAGUCAGUUCCUGAACCACAGCUUGCUGCGGCCUUCCUUGCAUGGCUCGUCCCUGAGGCAGCUCUUCUUCAACGGGACAGAACCGCUGAGGCCUCAGGACUCAUUCCCAUGGCCUGUGCUGGCUGCCACCCUGGAGACCGUGGCCACGGAGGGUGCAGAGGCCUUCUACACAGGGAGCCUGGGCCAGACGCUGCUGGAGGACAUUGCCAAGGAAGGCAGCCGGCUGACCCCGCAGGACCUGGCAUCGUUCCAGCCAGAGGUGGUGGACGCCCUGGCACUGCCCCUGGGAGACUACACCCUGUACUCACCGCCACCGCCUGCAGGGGGCGCCAUUCUCAGCUUCAUCCUCAACGUGCUCAAAGGGUUCAACUUCUCCGCGGAGUCAGUGGCGAGGCCCGAGGGGAGCGUGAACUUGUACCAUCACCUCGUAGAGACCCUCAAGUUUGCUGGGGGGCAGAGGUGGCGGCUGUGGGACCCUCGAAGCCACCCAGAGAUCCAGAAUGCCUCCCAGGUCCUGCUGGGGGAGGCCCUGGCCAAGCACAUCCGCCAGCAGAUCGACAGCCGGGGUGACCACCAGCUCAGCCACUACAGCCUGGCUGGGGCCUGGGGCCACAGGAUGGGCACGGCCCACGUGUCUGUGCUGGGAGAGGAUGGCAGUGCUGUGGCCGCCACCAGCACCAUCAACACGCCCUUUGGAGCGAUGGUGUACUCACCGCGCACAGGAAUUCUCCUCAACAAUGAACUCCUGGACCUUUGCUGGAGGCGCCAGCCAGGCUCCAGUGUCAUCCCCAAACCUGUUGCAGGUGAGCGGCCCCCAUCAUCCAUGGUACCCUCCGUCUUGGUCAACGCAGCCCAGGGGUCAAAGCUGGUGAUUGGCGGGGCUGGGGGGGAGCUCAUCAUCUCUGCUGUGGCCCAGGCCAUCAUGAACAAGCUGUGGCUUGGCUUUGACCUGAAAGCAGCCAUUGCAGCCCCAAUCCUGCAUGUCGACAGCAAGGGCCAGGUGGACUACGAGCCCAAUUUCAGCCAGGAAGUGCAGAAGGGGCUCCAGGACCGAGGCCAGAGCCAGAGCAAGAACCUCCUUUUCCUGAACGUGGUCCAGGCCGUGUCCCAGGACGGGGCCUGUGUGGACGCCGCAUCAGACCUAAGGAAGGGUGGGGAGGCCUCGGGCUACUGAGGAGGCUGCUCCCGAAAGCCGGGAUCUAGCCUACCAUCAGUGUGUGCCCAGGCUGGCCUUGGCCGUGGGACUGAGAGC